GAAGCUGCGUCUAGACAAAAGCUGCCGCUUCUCUGUUUCGCAGCCCCUGGAGGGAUUGGAGUUUGGUGCUUGUACACAUCUGACUCUCAGCUCCGAACUUUUUUUUUUGCUAGUUCAAAGAGACUUCGAGGAUCUAAUGAGCUCCUCGGAGAGGAAAUCCUCCGUCUGUUGAAGAAGGCUAAGCACAGUGUUCGGGAGCUCAGGGGGGAAAACAAAUAAACAAAAAUGCUUUCCUUGAAUAUUGGCCCCACAGUAUUCCUCCUUGCUCUUCUUUAUUCUUGCUUAGCUCAAGAUGCAAGCCCCCAGUCGGAAAGCAGGGCUGAGGAGAUUCCAGAGGGGGCCUCAACUUUGGCUUUUGUAUUUGAUGUAACUGGUUCUAUGUACGAUGAUUUAGUUCAGGUGAUCGAAGGGGCUUCUAAAAUCCUGGAGACGUCUUUGAAAAGACCUAAGAGACCUCUUUAUAACUUUGCCUUGGUGCCUUUCCAUGAUCCAGAAAUUGGCCCAGUUACAAUUACCACUGAUCCUAAGAAAUUUCAGUUUGAACUCAGAGAACUGUAUGUUCAGGGUGGUGGUGAUUGUCCAGAAAUGAGUAUUGGAGCUAUAAAAAUUGCCUUGGAAAUUUCUCUCCCUGGCUCUUUCAUCUACGUUUUCACUGAUGCACGGUCCAAAGACUACAGACUCGCCCAUGAGGUGCUGCAGCUCAUCCAGCAGAAACAGUCACAAGUGGUAUUUGUGCUCACUGGAGAUUGUGAUGACAGGAGGCACAUUGGAUAUAAAGUCUAUGAGGAAAUUGCCUCUACAAGUUCUGGUCAAGUGUUUCAUCUGGACAAAAAGCAAGUUAAUGAGGUGCUGAAAUGGGUCGAGGAAGCUGUGCAGGCCUCCAAGGUUCACCUCUUAUCCACGGAUCACUUGGAACAUGCUGUGAACACUUGGCAAAUUCCUUUUGAUCCCAGCCUUAAAGAGGUGACAGUGUCACUGAGUGGCCCUUCUCCAAUGAUUGAAAUUCGCAAUCCUUUAGGGAAGCUGAUAAAAAAGGGUUUUGGCCUGAAUGAGCUAUUAAAUAUCCACAACUCUGCCAAGGUGGUGAAUGUAAAAGAGCCAGAAGCUGGAAUGUGGACAGUGAAGACCUCAAGCAGUGGAAGGCACUCUGUUCGAAUCACUGGACUCAGCACUAUCGAUUUCCGAGCUGGGUUUUCAAGAAAGCCCACCCUGGACUUCAAAACAACAGUCAGCAGACCUGUACAAGGAAUACCUACCUAUGUGCUGCUGAAUACUUCUGGAAUUUCCAUUCCAGCUAGAGUCGAUCGUCUUGAACUUCUGAGUAUAUCAGGCAAUUCUCUUAAGACUAUACCUGUUAAAUAUUACCCAGAUCAAAAACCCUAUGGCAUAUGGAAUAUUUCUGAAUUCAUUCCGCCAAAUGAAGCUUUCUUUCUUAAAGUCACAGGAUACGAUAAGGAUGACUAUCUCUUCCAGAGAGUGUCAAGUGUGUCCUUCUCUAGUAUUGUCCCAGAUGCCCCCAAAGUUACAAUGCCUGUGAAAACUCCAGGAUACUACCUGCAGCCAGGCCAAAUUCUCUGCUCUGUUGAGAGUCUAUUGCCCUUUACUGUGAGCCUUGUCAGAAAUGGAGUAACACUUGGAGAAGACCAGUAUUUAAAAGAAUCUGCUAGUGUGAAUUGGGACAUUGAAAGAGUCACGUUAGCCGAUGAAGGCCUCUAUGAAUGUAUUGCCAUCAGCAGUGCGGGGAAUGGAAGAGCAGAGACGUUUUUUGAUGUUUCGGAGCCUCCUCCUGUCAUCCAAGUGCCCAAUAAUGUUACAGUGACCCCUGGAGAAAAAGCAAUUUUGACCUGUCUCGUCAUCAGCGCAGUGGAUUACAAUCUAACCUGGCGAAGGAAUGACAGAGAUAUCAAAUUUGUAGACCCAGCGAGAAUUAGGAUCCUUGCUAACCUCUCUUUGGAACUCGGGAAUGUCAAGUUCAACGAUGCUGGAGAAUAUCAUUGUUUGGCUUCUAAUGAAGGAGGAUCAUCAGCUGCUUCAGUGUUCCUCAAAGUACAAGAACCACCUAAAGUCACAGUGAUGCCCAAGAAUCAAUCUUUCACAGGAGGGUCUGAGGUCUCCAUUAUGUGUUCUGCAACAGGUUUUCCAAAGCCAAAGAUCUCCUGGACCAUGAACAAUAUGUUUCUUGUGGGUUCACACAGGUAUAGGAUGACCUCAGAUGGUACCUUAUUUAUAAAAAAUGCAGUUCCCAGUGAUGCAGGUGUAUAUGGCUGCCUCGCAAGUAACUCAGCUGGAACAGAUAAACAGACAUCUACACUUAGAUAUAUUGAAGCUCCAAAGUUGAUGGUCAUUCAGAGUGAGCUCUUGGUUGCCCUUGGUGAUACAACAGUUAUGGAAUGUAAAACCUCUGGUGUUCCCCAACCUCAAGUCAAAUGGUUCAAAGGGGAUCUUGAGCUGAGGCCAUCAACAUUCCUUAUCAUUGACCCUCUUUUGGGACAAUUGAAGAUUCAAGAAACACAAGAUCUAGAUGCUGGUGAUUAUAUGUGCAUAGCCAUCAAUGAUGCUGGAAGAGCAACUGGCAAAAUAACUCUGGACGUUGGCUCACCUCCAGUUUUCAUACAGGAGCCUCCAGAUGUAUCUAUGGACAUUGGGUCAAAUGUGACAUUACCAUGCUAUGUUCAAGGUUAUCCAGAACCAAGGAUCAAAUGGCGACGAUUAGAUAACAUGCCACUCUUCUCAAGACCCUUUUCAGUUAGCUCCAUUAGCCAACUAAGAACAGGAGCACUCUUCAUUUCAAACUUAUGGGCAAGUGAUAAAGGCAUCUAUAUUUGUGAAGCUGAAAAUCAAUUUGGAAAGAUCCAAUCCCAGACAACAAUAACGGUGACAGGACUUGUUGCCCCUCUUAUUGGAAUCAGCCCAGGAGUGGCCAAUGUAAUUGAAGGACAACAACUUACUUUGCCUUGUGCAUUAUUGGCUGGGAAUCCCAUCCCAGAACGGCGGUGGAUUAAGAACUCAGCUAUGUUGGUCCAGAAUCCAUACAUCACAGUGCGCAGUGAUGGGAGCCUUCACAUUGAACGAGUUCGUCUUCAGGAUGGAGGCGAAUACACCUGUGUGGCCAGUAAUGCUGCCGGGACCAAUAACAGAACCACCAGAGUGGAAGUGCAUGUUCUGCCGACCAUCCAGCAUGGGCAGCAGAUACUCAGUACAAUAGAAGGUGUUCCAGUAACUUUACCAUGCAGAGCGAGUGGCAUUCCCAAACCAUCCAUCAUCUGGUCCAAGAAGGGAGAGCUGAUUUCCACCAGCAGUGCCAAGUUUUCAGCUGGGUCUGAUGGCAGCCUGUAUGUGGUGUCACCUGGUGCUGAGGAGAGUGGGGAGUACAUCUGCACUGCCACCAACGCAGCGGGCUAUGCCAAGAGGAAAGUGCAGCUGACUGUCUAUGUAAGACCCAGAGUGUUUGGAGACCAACGAGGACUGUCCCAGGAGAAGCCAGUUGAGAUCUCUGUCAUCGCAGGAGAAGAGGUGACACUGCCGUGUGAGGUGAAGAGCUCACCUCCACCCAUAAUUACUUGGGCCAGAGAGACCCAGCUCAUCUCUCCAUUCUCUCCAAGACACACAUUCCUCCCUUCUGGUUCAAUGAAGAUUACUGAGACCCGCGUUUCAGACAGUGGGAUGUAUCUUUGUGUUGGCACAAAUAUUGCUGGAAAUGUGACUCAGUCCGUUAAGUUAAAUGUGCAUGUUCCUCCAAAGAUUCAGCGUGGCCCUAAACUUCUAAAAGUACAAACUGGUCAAAGAGUGGACAUCCCGUGUACUGCUCAAGGAACUCCUCGUCCGGUGACCACCUGGGUGAAAGGUGGCAGUGCUGUGCUGGUUGAUGGAGUGCAUCACAUUAGCAAGGAAGACGGAACAUUAAUCAUUGACCAAGCGAUGCUCUCGGAUGCUGGUGUAUAUACUUGUGUUGCUACUAACAUAGCAGGAAGCGAUGAAACAGAGAUAACACUAUAUGUCCAAGAACCACCUACACUGGAAGAACUUGAACCUCCAUAUAACAAUCCAUUCCAAGAAAGAGUUGCCAAUCAACGGGUUGCAUUUCCAUGCCCUGCAAGAGGCACCCCCAAACCAACUAUCAAAUGGCUACACAAUGGUAGAGAGUUGACAGGCAGAGAACCAGGUGUUUCUAUCUUGGAAGAUGGUACACUGUUGGUCAUUGCUUCAGUUACACCAUAUGACAAUGGAGAAUACAUCUGUGUAGCAGUCAAUGAAGCUGGAACCAUAGAGAGAAAGUAUAAUCUCAAAGUUCAUGUUCCUCCAGUGAUAAAAGAUACAGAACAAGUAACAAAUGUGUCAGUGCUACUAAAUCAGGUGACCAAUCUCUUCUGUGAAGUUGAAGGAACUCCAUCCCCCAUCAUUAUGUGGUAUAAAGAUGGCAUCCAGGUGACUGAAAGUAGCACUAUUCAGAUUGUGAAUAAUGGGAAGAUCCUAAAACUCUUUAAAGCUACUCCAGAUGAUGCAGGAAGAUAUUCUUGUAAAGCAAUUAAUAUUGCAGGCACUUCUCAGAAGUACUUUAACAUUGAUGUGCUCGUUCCACCCACAAUAAUAGGUGCUGGCUCUCCAAAUGAAGUCUCGGUUAUACUUAACCAUGACACUACCCUUGAAUGCCAGGUCAAAGGUGCUCCCUUCCCUGCUAUUCACUGGUUCAAAGAUGGAAAGCCUUUGUUUUUGGGAGACCCCAAUGUUGAACUUCUAGACAGAGGUCAAGUGUUACAUCUCAAGAACACACGAAGAAGUGACAAGGGACGCUAUCAGUGUACUGUGUCUAAUGCAGCUGGCAAACAAACCAAGGAUAUAAAGCUGACUGUCUAUAUUCCACCCAGUAUUAAAGGAGGAAAUGUCACCACAGAAAUAUCAGCAUUGAUAAACAGUGUAAUUAAACUGGAAUGCGAAACCCGAGGACUUCCAGUGCCUGCGAUUACUUGGUAUAAGGAUGGCCAGCCGGUAAUAUCCAGCUCACAAACACUUUAUAUCGAUAAAGGACAAUUUCUCCAGAUCCCUCGGGCACAGAUCUCUGAUUCGGCAACAUAUAUGUGUCAUGUAACCAAUGUUGCUGGAACCGCUGAAAAAUCAUUCCAUGUGGACAUCUAUGUUCCCCCAAUGAUUGAAGGUGACUUGACUACACCUUUGAAUAAGCAAGUGAUUCUUGCUCAUUCUCUGACACUGGAGUGUAAAGCUACCGGCAAUCCUACUCCUCUUCUCACCUGGUUAAAAGAUGGAGUACCUGUGAAAGCCAGUGACCACAUCCGCAUUGAAGCUGGUGGGAAGAAACUUGAAAUCAUGAAUGCCCUAGAAGCUGACCGUGGACAAUACAUAUGUGUGGCUACCAGUAUAGCAGGAGAAAAAGAAAUAAAAUAUGAAGUUGAGGUUUUAGUGCCACCAGUGGUAGAAGGAGGAGAUGAAACAUCUUACUUCAUUGUGAUGAUUAAUAACUUACUGGAACUAGAUUGUCAAGUGACAGGAUCACCACCACCAACUAUCAUGUGGCUAAAGGAUGAUCAGCCAGUCGAUGAAAGAGAUGGAUUCAAGAUUUUACUCAAUGGACGCAAGCUGGUUAUUGCACAGGCUCAAGUGUCAGACACGGGUCUUUAUCGGUGUGUGGCAACGAACACUGCAGGAGAUCACAAGAAAGAAUUUGAAGUCACUGUUCAUGUUCCUCCAACAAUCAAACCCUCGGGCCUUUCUGAGAGAGCUGUGAUAAAAUACAAGUCUAUCACUCUGCAAUGUAUAGCCAAUGGCAUCCCAAAUCCAUCCCUCACUUGGCUAAAAGAUGGCCAACCUGUGAACACUGCCCACGGAAACCUCAAAAUACAGUCUUCUGGUCGAGUUCUACAAAUUGCCAAAGCCCUGUUGGAAGAUGCUGGCAGAUACACAUGUGUGGCUACCAAUGCAGCUGGAGAAACACAACAGAAUAUUCAGCUGCAUGUGCACGAACCACCACGUCUGGAAGAUGCAGGGAAGAUGUUGAAUGAGACUGUGGUGGUAAAUAAUCCCAUACAGCUAGAGUGCAAAGCAGCUGGAAAUCCUUUGCCUGCGAUUACAUGGUAUAAGGACAGUCGUCCACUCUCAGGCUCCACCAGUGUGUCUUUCUUGAACAGAGGACAGACACUUGACAUUGAAAGUGCCCAGAUCUCAGAUGCCGGCAUUUAUAAAUGUGUAGCCAUCAACUCAGCUGGAGCUACUGAGUUAUUUUAUAGUCUACAGGUGCAUGUGCCCCCUUCAAUAUCUGGCAGCAAUAAUGUGGUGGCAGUGGUGGUUAAUAAUCUUGUGAGAUUAGAAUGUGAAGCCAGAGGUAUUCCUGCUCCAAGUCUGACCUGGUUAAAAGAUGGGAGCCCAGUGUCUAGUUUUGCUAAUGGAAUUCAGGUUCUCUCUGGGGGUCGCAUCUUAGCACUAACCAGUGCCCAAAUCAGUGAUACAGGAAGAUACACCUGUGUAGCAGUGAAUGCUGCUGGUGAGAAGCAAAGAGAUUUUGACCUCCGAGUGUAUGUACCGCCCAACAUAAUGGGAGAAGAACAGAACAUCUCUGUCCUCAUUAGCCAAGCUGUAGAGUUGCUGUGUGAGAGUGAUGCUGUGCCCCCACCUACUCUGACCUGGUUAAAAGAUGGGCGUCCCUUGCUGAAAAAAUCAGGCCUCAGUAUCUCAGAAAAUGGAAAUGUGUUGAAGAUUGAAGAUGCUCAGGUACAAGACUCUGGUCGUUACACUUGUGAGGCCACAAAUGUUGCUGGAAAAACUGAGAAAAACUAUAAUGUCAACGUCUGGGUACCACCAAGUAUUUUUGGUUCAGAUGAACUCGCUCAGCUUACUGUUAUUGAAGGGAACUUCAUCAAUCUAUUGUGUGAAUCUAGUGGUAUUCCACCUCCAAAUCUAAUAUGGAAGAAGAAAGGCUCCCCUGUCCUCACUGACUCUGCAGGUCGAGUUCGAAUUUUAUCUGGGGGAAGGAACUUACAGAUUUCAAUUACUGAAAAAUCUGACACAGGACUCUAUACAUGUGUGGCAUCGAAUGUUGCUGGAACCACACAAAAAGACUACAAUUUGCAGGUUUAUCUUCGUCCAACUAUAUCCAACAGUGGGAACCAGCCUACUGAAGUUAUUAUGACUCGAGGGAAAAGUAUUUCCUUGGAGUGUGAAGUACAGGGUAUUCCUCAACCAUCAGUAACCUGGAUGAAAGAUGGCCGCCCUUUGGCCAAGGGAAAGGGCGUGGAAAUACUGAAUGAAGGUCGUAUUCUUAAGCUGAAGAAUGUUCAUGUGUCUGAUACAGGCCGCUAUGUGUGUGUGGCUAUGAAUGUAGCAGGGAUGACUGACAGAAAAUACGACUUAAGUGUACAUGCUCCUCCAAGUAUCAUAGGGAACCAUGGCAUACCUGAAAACAUCAGUGUCAUAGAAAAGAACUCCGUGUCCCUAACUUGUGAAGCUUCAGGAAUUCCCUUGCCUUCUAUAACCUGGCUUAAAGAUGGGUGGCCCAUCACCCUUAGCAGUUCUGUGAGAAUCAUCUCAGGAGGCAGGACUCUGCGAUUGAUGCAGACCAGAAUAGAAGAUGCUGGCCAGUAUACUUGUGUCGUGAGAAAUACAGCUGGUGAAGAAAGAAAACUCUUUGAACUUUCAGUGUUAGUACCACCUCAUAUUGUGGGUGAGAACACCUUGGAAGACGUGAAAGUGAAAGAGAGACAAAACAUCACACUGACUUGUGAAGUAACAGGGAAUCCAGUACCAGAAAUAACAUGGCACAAAGAUGGGCAGCUCCUCCAAGAAGAUGACAGUCACCACAUUAUAUCUGGGGGUCGUUUUCUUCAAAUCACUAAUGCCCAAGUACUACACACUGGCAGAUACACCUGUCUGGCUUCUAACACAGCUGGGGACAAAAGCAAAAGUUUCAGUCUUAACGUGUUUGUAUCUCCUAGAAUUACUGGAGCAGACAGUGAUGGCAGCCCUGAAGAUGUCAUUGUUAUCCUUAACAACCCUACUUCUUUGGUCUGUGAAGCUUAUUCAUAUCCUCCAGCUACCAUCACCUGGUUUAAAGAUGGUGCUCCUUUGGAAUCUAACCGAAAUAUCAGGAUUCUUCCAGGAGGCAGGACCCUGCAGAUCCUAAAUGCACAGGAGGACAACGCUGGGAGAUACUCUUGUGUAGCCACUAAUGAGGCUGGAGAAAUGAUCAAGCACUAUGAAGUGAAAGUCUACAUUCCACCCAUAAUCAACAAAGGGGACCUCUUGGGGCCAGGUCUUUCCCCUAAAGAAGUGAAGAUAAAAGUAAACAACAGCUUGACCCUGGAAUGUGAAGCAUACGCAAUUCCUUCUGCCUCCCUGAGCUGGUACAAGGAUGGACAGCCCCUUAAAUCAGAUGAUCAUGUUAAUAUUGCUGCAAAUGGACACAUACUUCAAAUAAAGGAAGCUCAAAUAUCAGAUACGGGCCGAUAUACUUGUGUGGCAUCCAACAUUGCAGGUGAAGAUGAACUGGAUUUUGAUGUAAACAUACAAGUUCCUCCAAGUUUUCAAAAACUCUGGGAAAUAGGAAACAUGCUUGAUACAAGCAGAAGUAGUGAAGCCAAGGAAGUUAUCAUCAACAAUCCCAUUUCUCUUUACUGUGAAACUAACGCCUCACCUCCUCCAACACUGACAUGGUACAAAGAUGGGCAUCCUCUGACCUCAAGUGACAGAGUAUUGAUUUUACCUGGAGGGCGAGUGCUGCAGAUUCCUCGGGCUAACACGGAAGAUGCUGGCAGAUACACAUGUGUGGCUGUGAAUGAGGCUGGAGAAGAUUCCCUUCAGUAUGACGUCCGGGUGCUCUUACCACCAACUAUCAAGGGAGCAAACAGUGACCUUCCCGAAGAGGUCACCGUGCUGGUGAAUAGGAGCACAACGAUGGAGUGCUUGUCCAGUGGCAGCCCAGCUCCGAGGAAUUCCUGGCAAAAAGAUGGACAGGCCUUGCUAGAAGAUGGUCAUCAUAAAUUUUUAUCUAAUGGAAGAAUUCUGCAGAUUCUGAAUUCUCAAAUAACAGAUAUUGGGAGAUAUGUAUGUGUUGCUGAGAACACAGCUGGAAGCGCCAAAAAGUAUUUUAACCUCAACGUUCACGUUCCUCCAAGUGUCAUUGGCCCUAACCCUGAAAAUAUGACUGUUGUGGUGAAUAAUUUCAUCUCUUUGACCUGUGAGGUCUCUGGUUUUCCACCUCCUGAUCUCAGCUGGCUCAAGAAUGAGCAACCCAUCAAUCCAAACACAAAUGCUUUCAUUGUUCCUGGUGGUCGAAUACUACAAAUUAUUCGUGCCAAGGUAUCUGAUGGUGGUGACUAUACUUGUAUAGCUAUCAACCAAGCUGGUGAAAGCAAGAAAAAAAUUUCCCUGACUGUUUAUGUGCCCCCAAGCAUUAAAGAUGAUGGCAGUGAAUCUCUUUCUGUAAUUAACGUGAGAGAGGGGACUUCAGUGUCGAUGGAGUGUGAGUCCAAUGCCGUCCCACCUCCUGUCAUCACCUGGUAUAAGAAUGGGAGGAUGAUAACAGAGUCUACUCACUUGGAGAUUUUAUUAGAUGGACAAAUGCUGCACAUCAAGAAAGCGGAGGUAUCUGACACAGGCCAGUAUGUAUGUAGAGCUAUAAAUGUAGCAGGACGGGAUGAUAAAAAUUUCCACCUCAAUGUAUAUGUUCCUCCCAGUAUUGAAGGGCCUGAAGAAGUAGUGAUUGUUGAAACAAUCAGUAAUCCUGUGACUCUAACAUGUGAGGCUACUGGGAUCCCACCUCCUACAAUAGCUUGGUUAAAAAACCACAAGUCCAUAGAAAAUUCCGGCUUACUUGAAGUUCGUAUUUUAUCAGGAGGUAGUAAACUCCAAAUUGCCCGGUCCCAGUUCUCAGAUAGUGGAAACUACACAUGCAUUGCAUCAAAUACAGAGGGAAAGGCACAGAAAAACUACAUCCUUUCAAUUCAAGUUCCUCCAAGUGUUGUUGGUGCUGAAAUGCCAAGUGAAGUUGGAGUUCUUCUAGGAGAAAAUGUUGAGUUGGUCUGCAAGGCAAAUGGCAUUCCCACACCAGUUAUUCAAUGGCUUAGAGAUGGGACGCCCAUAACCAGUGGUGAAACAAAAAGAAUACGGGUGACUCCAGAUGGCAGCACGUUAAACAUCUACAAUGUUCUCAAAACAGACAUGGGGAAAUAUACAUGCGUGGCUACCAAUCCUGCUGGAGAAGAAGACCGAAUUUUUAAUUUGAAUGUCUAUGUUCCACCUGUAAUCAGGGGUAAUAAAGAAGAAGCAGAGAAACUAAUGGCUUUGUUGGAUACUUCCAUAAAUAUUGAAUGCAGAGUCACAGGAACACCACCACCACAGAUCAACUGGUUAAAGAAUGGACUUCCUCUUCCACUUUCUUCCCAUAUCCGGUUACUUUCAGGGGGACAGGUUAUCAGGAUUGUCAGAGCUCAGGUGUCUGAUGUUGGUGUGUACACCUGUGUGGCCUCCAACAGAGCUGGAGUGGCUAAUAAGCAAUAUAAGCUUCAAGUCUUUGUACCACCAAAUAUGGACAAUGCAAUGGGAACAGAGGAAAUCACAAUUGUCAAAGGCAAUCCCACCUCCAUGGCAUGCUUCGCAGAUGGAACCCCAACUCCAAGCAUGUCAUGGCUGAGAGAUGACCAGCCACUAGAACUUGACUCCCAUCUGACAGUAAACACCCAAGGAAUGGUCCUUCAGAUCAUCAGAGCAGAGACUGAGGAUUCAGGAAGGUAUACCUGCAUUGCUUCGAAUGAAGCUGGAGAAGUCAGCAAAUAUUUUAUCCUGAAGGUCCUGGAGCCACCUCAUAUUAAUGGAUCUGAAGAUUCUGAAGAAAUUUCAGUGAUUGUUAACAAUCUGCUUGAACUUGCCUGCAUUGCUUCUGGAAUCCCAGCGCCUCAAAUUAUGUGGAUGAAAGAUGGAAGGCCCCUUCCACAGACAGAUCAAUUGCAAACUCUUGGAGGAGAAGGUCUUCGGAUAGCCAGUGCUCAGGUGGAAGAUACAGGAAGAUACACCUGCCUGGCAUCCAAUCCUGCAGGAGAUGAUGAUAAAGAAUUUUUAGUGAGAGUGCAUGUACCCCCUAACAUUGCCGGAACUGAUGAGCCCCAAGAUCUUACUGUAAUACAGAACAGACAAGUGACGUUGGAAUGCAAAUCAGAUGCAGUGCCUCCACCUAUAAUUACCUGGCUCAAAAAUGGGGAACAGUUACAGGCAACUCCUCGAGUAAGAAUCCUGUCAGGAGGAAGAUACUUUCAAAUCAAUAAUGCAGAUCUAAGUGAUUCAGCCAAUUAUACUUGUGUUGCCACCAACAUUGCAGGAAAGACUACAAGAGAAUUUAUCCUCACUGUAAAUGUUCCUCCAAACAUAAAAGGUGGCCCCCAAACUCUAGUCGUCCACAGAAAUAAGUCAAUUGCUUUGGAAUGCCUUGCUGAAGGUGUGCCAACACCAAAAAUCACAUGGAGAAAGGAUGGAGUUGUUCUUGCUGGGAAUCAUGCAAGAUACACAAUCUUGGAAAAUGGAUUUCUUCUUAUUCAAUCAGCACAUAUCACUGAUGCUGGCCGGUAUUUGUGCAUGGCUACCAAUGCUGCUGGAACAGACCGCAGAAGAAUAGAUUUACAGGUCCAGGUUCCUCCAUCCAUUGCUCAGGGCCCAACCAACAUAACUGUAACAGUAAAUGUUCAAACUACUCUGGCUUGUGAGGCUACUGGAAUACCAAAACCAUCAAUAACCUGGAAGAAAAAUGGGCAUCUCCUUAGUGUGGAUCAGAAUCAGAACUCAUACAGGCUUCUGUCUUCAGGUUCACUGGUAAUUCUUUCCCCUUCUGUGGAUGACACAGCAACCUAUGAGUGCACUGUGGCAAAUGAUGCCGGAGAAGAUAAGAGAGCCGUGGAUCUCACUGUACAAGUUCCACCUUCCAUAGCUGAUGAACUUACAGACUUCCUGGUAACCAAACAGACCGCUACAGUAAUUACAUGCACUGCUUCAGGCGUUCCUUUUCCUUCCAUCCACUGGACCAAAAAUGGUAUGAGACUGCUUCCCAGGGGAGAUGGCUAUAGAAUUCUGUCCUCAGGAGCAAUUGAAAUAUUUGCCACCCAGCUGGACCAUGCUGGGAGGUACACUUGUAUUGCUAGGAAUGCAGCCGGGUCUGCACAUCGACAUGUGACCCUCCGUGUGCAGGAGCCUCCAGCCAUUCAGCCUCAGCCAGGUGAACUAGAUGUCAUUUUAAACAAUCCCAUUCUACUCCCAUGUGACGCAACAGGGAUGCCGAGUCCUUUCAUCACUUGGCAGAAAGAAGGCAUCAGUGUUAUCACUUCAGGCAAAAAUCAUGCAGUGCUUCCAAGUGGCGGCUUGCAGAUCUCAAGAGCACUCAGAGAGGAUGCUGGCACGUACAUGUGUGUGGCUCAGAAUCCAGCUGGGACAGCCUUGGGCAAAAUUAAGUUAAAUGUACAAGUUCCUCCAGUCAUUAGGCCCCAUUCAAAAGAAUAUAUCACUGCUGUGGAUAAGCCCAUAACACUUCCAUGUGAGGCAGAUGGUCUCCCUCGACCCAACAUUGUAUGGCAUAAAGAUGGGAAUGGAGUUAAAGAGUCAGUCCGGAAACGCAUCCUCAGCUCUGGGGCGCUGCAGAUAGCAUUCGCCCAACCUGAUGACGCCGGGCAGUACACGUGUAUAGCCGCUAAUGUGGCAGGAUCCAGCAGCGCCAGCACCAAACUCACUGUCCAUGUGCCACCUAGAAUUCGUAGUACAGAAGUACACUACACAGUCAAUGAGAAUUCACAAGCCAUUUUGCCAUGCAUGGCUGAUGGAAUCCCCACACCAACCAUUAACUGGAAAAAAGAUAACGUUCUUUCAGCUGACUUGUUAGGAAAAUAUACUGCUCCAUAUGGAGAACUCAUUCUGGAAAAUGUUGUGCCGGAGGAUUCUGGCACCUAUACCUGUGUUGCUAACAAUGCUGCAGGUGAAGACACACAUACUGUCAGCCUGACGGUACAUGUUCUCCCCACCUUCACUGAACUUCCUGGAGAUGUGUCAUUAAAUAAAGGAGAACAGCUACGCUUAAGCUGCAAAGCAACGGGUGCUCCAUUGCCCAAGUUAACAUGGACUUUCAAUAACAACAUUAUUCCAGCUUUCUUUGACAGUGUCCAUGGACACAGUGAACUUGUUAUUGAAAGAGUGUCAAAAGAGGAUUCGGGGACUUAUGUUUGCACUGCAGAGAACAGCGUUGGUUUUGUGAAGGCGAUUGGAUUUGUUUAUGUAAAAGAGCCUCCAGUCUUCAAAGGUGAUUACCCUUCCAAUUGGAUUGAGCCUCUUGGUGGCAAUGCAAUCCUGAAUUGUGAGGUCAAAGGAGACCCUGCCCCAACCAUCCAGUGGAGCAGAAAAGGGAUGGAAAUUGAAAUAAGCCACAGAAUCCGAAAACUUGGCAAUGGCUCCCUGGCCAUCUAUGGCACCAUCAAUGAUGAUGCUGGUGACUAUACAUGUGUGGCCACCAAUGAGGCCGGAGUGGUGGAGCGCAGCAUGAGUCUGACCUUGCAAAGUCCUCCUGUUAUCACCCUUGAGCCAGUAGAAACAGUUACCAAUGCUGGAAGUAAAGUCCUUUUGAACUGCCAGGCAACCGGAGAGCCGCAUCCAACCAUUUCAUGGUCCCGUCAGGGGCAUCCCAUUCCCUGGGAUGACCGAGUUAAUAUGUUGUCCAACAAUUCCUUAUUUAUUGCUGUUGCUCAGAAAGAAGAUACCUCUGAAUAUGAAUGUGUUGCUCGAAACAUGAUGGGUUCUGUCCUUGUCCGAGUUCCUGUCAUAGUCCAAGUUAAUGGUGGAUUUUCUCAGUGGGCUGCAUGGAAGUCCUGCAGCGUCACCUGUGGAAAAGGAAUCCAGAAAAGAAGCCGUCUGUGCAACAACCCCUUUCCAGCCAACGGUGGAAAGUCUUGCCAGGGCUCAGAUUCAGAACUCCGAAACUGUCACAAUAAGCCAUGUCCAGUGGAUGGUAGCUGGUCAGAAUGGAGUUCUUGGCAAGAAUGCACAAGAAGCUGUGGACGCGGCAACCGAACACGGACCAGAACUUGCAAUAAUCCAUCUGCUCAACACGGUGGUCGGCCGUGUGAAGGGAAUGCUGUGGAAAUGAUCAUGUGUAACAUUAGGCCUUGCCCAGUUCACGGAGCAUGGAGCAGUUGGCAACCUUGGGGUGCAUGUAGUGAAAGCUGUGGGAAAGGUACCCAGAUGAGAACGAGGCUGUGCAAUAGCCCACCACCAUCAUUUGACGGGUCGUACUGUAGUGGAGCAGAAACACAGAUGCAAGUGUGUAAUCAAAGGCACUGUCCAGUUGAUGGCAAGUGGGCAGCAUGGGCCAGCUGGAGUGCCUGUACUGUGUCCUGUGGAGGAGGUUCCAGGCAGAGAUCCAGGGACUGUUCGGACCCUGCCCCCCAGUACGGAGGAAGCAAAUGUGAAGGCAGCGAUGUCCAGAGUGACUUUUGCAAUAAUGACCCUUGUCCAACUCAUGGUAACUGGAGUCCGUGGAGCAGCUGGGGGACGUGCAGCCGAACGUGCAAUGGAGGCCAAAUGCGGCGGUAUCGCACCUGCGCCAACCCUCGUCCCGCCAAUGGAGGAAGAGCCUGUGGGGGGCCUGACUCCCAGAUCCAGAGAUGCAACACUGACGUGUGUCCCGUGGAUGGAAAUUGGGGGAACUGGCAUAGUUGGAGCCGCUGCUCUACCUCGUGCGGAGGAGGGGAAAAGACUCGGAAACGACUGUGCAACAAUCCCAUGCCGUCUAAAAACGGCCUCUCCUGUGCAGGAGACGCAACUCAGGUAUCCAGAUGCAAUCUACAAGCAUGUCCAGGUGGGCCACAGAGAGCCAGAGGAAGUGUUAAUGGAUAUAUUAAUGAUGUUGAAUUUGGAAUUGCUUUCCUUAAUGCCACAGUAACAGAUAGCCCUAAUUCUGAUACUAGAAUAAUACAUGCUGAAAUUACCAAUGUACCUCGUAGUCUUGGUCCUGCAAUGAGAAAAAUAGUUUCUAUUUUAAAUCCCAUUUAUUGGACAACAGCAAAGGAAAUAGGAGAAGCAGUCAAUGGUUUUACUCUCACCAAUGCUGUCUUCAAGAGAGAAACCCAAGUAGAAUUUGCAACUGGAGAAAUCUUGCGGAUGACUCAUAUUGCCAGGGGCUUAGAUUCCGAUGGUGCUUUGCUGCUAGACAUCAUUGUGAGUGGGUAUGUUCUACAACUUCAAUCACCAGCUGAUGUCACUGUGAAGGAUUACACAGAAGAUUACAUUCAAACAGGCGCUGGGCAGUUAUAUGCCUACUCAACUCGGCUGUUCAGUGUUGAUGGCAUCAGUGUCCCGUACACAUGGAACCACACUAUUUCCUAUGAUGAGGCACGAGGACGAAUGCCAUUCUUGGUGGAAACUCUUCAUGCAUCCUCUGUGGAAUCUGACUACAACCAGUUAGAAGAGACUUUGGGUUUUAAAAUCCAUGCUUCAAUUUCCAAAGGAGAUAGAAGUAAUCAGUGCCCCUCCGGUUUUGUCUUGGACCCAGUUGGACCUUUUUGUGCUGAUGAAGAUGAAUGUGCAGAGCGGAAUCCCUGCUCCCACACCUGCCACAAUGCCAUGGGAACUUAUUAUUGUUCCUGUCCAAAAGGCUUCACCAUAGCUGUGGAUGGAAGAACUUGCCAAGAUAUUGAUGAGUGUGCUUUGGGUGGGCACACUUGCCAUGCGGGCCAGGACUGUGACAACACCAUUGGAUCCUAUCGUUGUGUGGUCCGUUGUGGACUCGGCUUCCGGAGAACCUCUGAUGGGCUGAGUUGUCAAGAUAUUAAUGAAUGUCAGGAGUCUAGUCCCUGUCAUCAACGCUGCUCUAACACGAUAGGAAGUUUUCACUGUGGAUGUGAACCUGGGUAUCAGCUCAAAGGCAGAAAAUGCAUGGAUGUGAACGAAUGUAGACAGAAUGUAUGCAGACCGGAUCAGCACUGUAAGAACACCCGGGGUGGAUAUAAGUGCAUUGAUCUUUGUCCAAAUGGAAUGACCAAGGCAGAAAAUGGAACCUGCGUUGAUAUUGAUGAAUGUAAAGAUGGAACCCAUCAAUGCAGAUAUAAUCAGAUAUGUGAAAAUACAAGAGGCAGCUAUCGCUGUGUAUGUCCAAGAGGUUAUCGAUCUCAAGGAGUUGGAAGACCCUGCAUAGACAUUAAUGAGUGUGAACAAGUGCCUAACCCUUGUGCACAUCAGUGCUCCAACAGCCCUGGCAGCUUCAAGUGUAUCUGUCCCCCAGGACAACACUUACUAGGGGACGGAAAAUCUUGCGCUGGAUUGGAGAGGCUGCCCAAUUAUGGCGCUCGGUACAGUAGCUAUAACCGUGCGAGGUUCUCCCCUGUGCGAAACAGCCAUCAACCUCCGCAGCAUUACAGACAAUACUCACAUCUCUACAGCUCCUACUCUGAGUCUAGAAACAGCAGGACCUCCCUCUCCAGGACUAAAAGGACUAUUAGGAAAACUUGCCCUGAAGGCUUUGAGGCAAGCCAUGACACAUGUGUAGACAUUGAUGAAUGUGAAACUAGAGAUACCUGCCAGCAUGAAUGCAGAAACACCUUUGGAAGUUAUCAGUGUAUCUGUCCUCCUGGUUAUCAACUCAUGUUGAAUGGAAAGACAUGUCAAGAUAUUGAUGAGUGCCUGGAGCAGAAUGUGCGCUGUGGACCAAACCGCAUGUGCUUCAACAUGAGAGGAAGCUACCAGUGCAUUGACACGCCCUGUCCACCCAACUAUCAACGGGACCCUGUGUUGGGGUUCUGCCUCAAGAACUGUCCACCCAAUGACCUGGAAUGUGCCUUGAGCCCAUAUGCCUUGGAAUACAAACUUGUCUCCCUUCCAUUUGGAAUAGCUGCCAAUCAAGAUUUAAUCCGGCUGGUUGCAUACACGCAGGAUGGAGUGAUGCAUCCCAGGACAACUUUCCUUAUGGUGGAUGAGGACCAGACUGUUCCUUUCGCCUUGAGGGAUGAAAACCUAAAAGGAGUGGUGUACACAACACGGCCACUACGAGAAGCAGAGACCUACCGCAUGAAGGUCCGAGCCUUGUCCUACAGUGCCAAUGGAACCAUUGAAUAUCAGACCACAUUCAUAGUCUAUAUAGCUGUGUCUGCCUAUCCAUACUAAGAAGCUCUCACAGCCUAAUCCACACAUUUACACUGCAUUAAUCAUGGGAAUCAAGUCCCCUCCCAGAUUCUUGUCUCCUGAAUGGUUGCCAUCUUGGCAACUUGUAAAUGGUGCUAUGUCUGCUCUGUCCUGUGUGUCUUUGUUGGUACUCUGAGGUAUCUCCAGUAUACCACCAUGCUCACGACUUUUAAUAAGGUCUAGAACACUCCCUUUUUGCUUGCUUUAUUUAUUACACUGGAGCAGUUACUUUACCAAAGAUUGUCCUGAGCAUCUAACAGGACACAUCAGAAAUAUUUUGUAAUCUCAAAAUAGCUAUAAGGUCAUUUUUACUUCCAAAAAUAGCAAAGUUGCAGGCAAGUGGCUUUUUGAACAUUUGAACGUUUUUUUUAGAUAAGUAAACCUGGUUGUUACCUGUUUUGAUCAAAGUAUAUGAAAUAACUUAUAAAGAUUUAUUUUUAAGGUAUACUUUGAUACUGUAUAACAGUAUUUACACACAUAUUUUCAUUUUAAGGAAAGAAGAAAGCACCACUCAUUUUAGAAA
Elephantulus edwardii (Cape elephant shrew) is the source of this 17668-nucleotide messenger RNA. RefSeq names its product hemicentin 1 (gene HMCN1). Bases 226 to 17127 code for a protein of 5633 amino acids. Gene Ontology annotation, molecular function: cell-cell adhesion mediator activity; calcium ion binding. The transcript has 108 exons. The record is from RefSeq and is a predicted model, not a curated record. Gene Ontology annotation, cellular component: axon; plasma membrane. Lineage: Eukaryota; Metazoa; Chordata; Mammalia; Macroscelidea; Macroscelididae. Gene Ontology annotation, biological process: axon guidance; homophilic cell-cell adhesion; dendrite self-avoidance.